AUGGCACUCGAUCGGCAUCCAACCGGCGAUUUGGCACUAGGCCUUUCCAUAGCCAUGAUGAUUAUGGUCUUCAUCUCCCUGCCUCUUCGUCUCUUCGCACGACUCCAGAUUAAGGGGCGUGCCUGGUGUCUGGACGAUGCGCUCAUUCUCGUCGCCGCCGCAGCAUUCUAUGCCGAGCAGACAGUAUUCCUCCUGGGCAUUCUUGGAAAUGGUAGCUCAGGGGGAUCUGAUCUUACCGAGAUGACACCGGCGCAGAUAGACUACUACUUCAAACAUCUCUUCAUUCAAGAACACCUCUUCGCAGUCUGUAUCACCUUUGUCAAGCUCUCAAUUCUCGUCCUAUACCGCCGCAUAUUCCCGAUAUACAGCUUCGCGCGCCUGACCUGGAUCCCCACCGUGAUGAGCAUUAUUUGGUAUAUCGUCGCCGCCUUUAUUCUCAUCUUUCAAUGCCACCCGAUCCGCGCCGCGUGGACCAUGGCCUUGAAGUUGACCACGGCCAAAUGCAUGAAAGCCGGAAACAUCUUGGUCGGAACUGGCAUCGCCAACAUCGUGAUUGAUCUUAUUAUCUUGGCGCUCCCCGUGUAUAUGGUCCGGAAGUCAGGGUUGAGGACCGCGAAGAAAGCUAGUAUCACCGGCAUCUUUCUUCUCGGAGGCUUCGUGUGUGUUGCUAGUGCCAUCCGUUCCUAUCAUUGCUGGAAGACGGACCACGGAUUCACUGACUCAACAACAAUGAGCCUGAACUGGGCCACGAUCGAGCUCGCAAUGGCGCUGAUCUGCGCGAGUCUGCCCACAUACCCCCCUCUCUUCGCCAAGGUGCGCCGGAAACUUGGUCGCUCGUCUGAGCGUAGAUCCACGCCUUCGAGCGGCGGAGGAUCCAUACUCACCGGAGGAUCCGAGAUCACUGGUAGCAAGCACUUGAGCAGCACCUACGACUAUGAUAAGUUGAUUUAUCAGCCCGGCACCUCCUUCCAGCCGGCUGGUAGGACGGCUCGUUUGGAUGCCCAUCCGAGCAAUUCGUACGAGCUGGUGCCUCGCGGAUCGGCCUUCUUCCCCUCUACUCUUCCUGCCUCUCCUCCGAAUUCGCAGCAUCGCUCGGAUCGCCUGCCACCAGCUCUCUCUAUCGACUACGUCUUGCUUCUCGACCGCAUCGGGCUCUCCGACCCAAAUCUACUCCCAUCUGAUCUCUGCGAAGGAGAAAUCAACAUAAAAAUGGCCGACGAGUUCGCCCAGACACGCGGCGGCGACGAUUUAUUCGACGACGAGAUCAUCCCCGUCGUCGCGGAGGAGCAAGCCCCGCCCGCAGUGCCAGUCGCCGAGGAGACCGUCGAGGUUGCCCCGAUCGAGCCCCAAGCACAACCCGCUCGGGUUGAUACUCCGUCGCGGUCGCGUGGCGGCGCAGCCGGAGGCGAGAGACGAGGCCGAGGCCGAGGCAAAGGACGCGGACGACGGGGGUCGCGGAACUCCAGCCAACGACGCGCCGAGGGGCCGGUAUCGCGGCCAAAGUCGGUCGACGCGACCUCACAACCGGAAAAUAACAACGUGGAAGACUCCACGCCGGAUGCGUCCGGAGAAAAUGCGGAACAACGGAGUAAUAACGAGGAUAACAAUGCGUCCGCGGCGGGGGCCGAUGCUCCUAAAGUGCCGGCCGUGCGUGGAGAUCGCAGCGCCACCGGCGGGAUCAAAAAGCCUAAACUCACCGAGGAAGAGCUCUCGAGGCGCAUUGCAGCUGCCAAGGAGAACGCUGCCAAAAAAGCCGCCGCUCAUGCCCGUGCCGAAGCCGACCAGGCUUCGUUCCUUGAACGCGAGAAGGUCGCCGAAGUGAAGCGAAAGCAAGAACGCCAGAACCGCCGCGUGAUGGAUAACGAACGAGAGCGCAAUCGCCUACGGAAGCUGCAGGCCCUGAAUGGGCGGGAAUGGGAUUCCGAAAAGCAAGACGAACCGGACAGCGGGCGCGGCGGGCGAGGCCGAUUCCGAGGCAUGCACGGCGGCGUUUCGGGCUACGCACGUCGAGACUUCGAGGGAGCGCAAGCGGACGAACCGCCGCACCACGACAAUAACCCCAACUAUCGCGGCCGAGGUCGGGGUGGUCGAGGCGGCCGCGGACGUGGAAACGGCCGUGGAGGGCGAGCGAACGGCCCCGUAGACGGAUCGGCACCGGAACACAAACCGACUUCAUCGCCGCCGGUGAUCAACAAUGACAACGACUUCCCUGCCCUACCGGGCAGUGACAAGAAGGAGAGCGCCGACGUCACAACCCCCGCCGUCGCGACAAACCCUGCCGUCGAGGCGGCCAAGAUCGAGACGUCCAUAUCGCCCAUAUCAGCGACCGGAGCCUCUUGGGCCGAGCAAGUCGAAUCCGCUGACUAG
Messenger RNA from Aspergillus affinis, 2367 nucleotides. RefSeq lists its product as uncharacterized. The record is from RefSeq and is a predicted model, not a curated record. Bases 1 to 2367 code for a protein of 788 amino acids. The transcript has 7 exons. Lineage: Eukaryota; Fungi; Ascomycota; Eurotiomycetes; Eurotiales; Aspergillaceae.